AUGAACGCAUCCACCUCGGGGUCGGCUGGCGGACAGGGUGCUUCGUCAUCGCAAGCGCACACUCCACGGAAGGGAAGGAAGAUUGGAACCCAAGAGCGGCCGUUGGAGACGAAGUAUUAUGACAUCCUAGGUGUACCCGUAGAUGCGAGCACGGAGGACAUCAAGAAGGCAUACCGUCGUCUGGCUAUCAAGCACCAUCCAGACAAGAAUCGCGAUGACCCGGAGGCAGAGGACCGGUUCAAGGAGAUCGCAAUCGCAUAUCAGACUCUGUCAGAGCCUGAGCUCCGGAAGAAGUACAAUGAAUUCGGGGCGAAGGAGAGUGCGCCGGAGGGCGGCUUUGUGGAUCCAGAGGAAUUGUUUGGCACCAUAUUCGGCGGCGAACGAUUUGUGCCUAUCAUAGGGCACAUCAGUCUUGCAAAGGAUAUGAAAGCGGCGCUCCAGGAGGCAGACGAGAUGGAAGAGGAAGAGGGAGGUAGACCAAUACAGCGCGACGCAAAGGGACGCGAAAUUCUCAGCCCUGAGGAAAAGGCGCGACGAGAGGAAAGAGCACGCAAAACAGCAGCUGAGAAAGCGGCUGUGCGUGCAGGGCGAGUGCAGAAGCUUGUUGAAAAUCUGGAACGCAAGCUUGGGAUUUUCACUGAGUCUGCAACUGGUCCGAGCGAUGCGCAGGUCACAGAGAGUUUCCGGACCAUUUGUCAGCUAGAGGCAGAUGAUCUAAAGCGCGAAUCUUACGGUGCAGACUUGCUGCAAACCAUUGGUUUCGUGUACGUUGCGAAAGCGAAGCAGCAUCAAGCAACAAAUCAGACAUUCCUCGGUGUCGGUGGCUGGAUCCACAGCGUUCAAGGAAAGUAUCAUGUAUUCAGCGAGACAGUGUCUACUGUCCGCGCUGCUAUGGACUUGAAGAAUGUCUUUGAGCAGAUCCAAGCUGCGGAGAAGGCGGGGAAUCUCAGUCCUGAGGAGAAACGGCGGCUGGAAGAGCAGGCCGCAGAGAAAGGUCUACAAGCGCUAUUCAAGGGAACAAAGCUAGAGAUUGAAUCCGUGCUGCGUGAGACAUGCGACCGCGUACUCGAGGAUCCGUCACUUUCGAGAAACAAAGCUCAGCUACGCGCACUUGCACUUCAAAUUCUAGGCGAGGCCUACAUGACGGUUAAGAAGGAUCAGGAACAGGUAGAAUCACGAGAGGAAAGCGAUCUUUACGAUCUCCUACAAGACACAAUGUCAGACAAUGUAACUGGGACUAUAUUGGAUUCCAGCGCGCAGAAAAAAUACGACCUCAUCACCCGGCGGCUGCAGGAAGUCCUGGGAGCAGAUACACUCAAGGCCAUUCUCGCGGAGGGAAGAUCGCCAAAAUGUUACUGGGGCACGGCGCCCACUGGAAGGCCACAUAUUGGCUACUUUGUGGCGCUUACUAAGAUAGCUGAUUUCUUGAGAGCGGGUGUAGAGGUCAAAAUUCUACUUGCAGACGUGCACGCAUUUCUGGAUAAUCUCAAGGCACCUUUAGAGCUUGUAGCUCACCGAACGAAAUACUACCAGCAUUUACUCCUUGCCGUGUUCACAUCUUUAGGUAUCCCUACUAACAAGCUACGUUUUGUGGAGGGAUCCUCUUAUCAACUCACAAGAGAAUACAACCUCGACAACUACAAGCUAUGCGCGAUUGUCACUGAGCACGAUGCAAAGAAAGCCGGAGCCGAGGUCGUUAAGCAAGUGGAUAGCCCUUUAUUGAGUGGGCUUUUGUACCCUGGUCUGCAAGCACUAGAUGAGCAAUACUUGGGAGUCGACUUCCAAUUUGGUGGUGUGGACCAGCGAAAAAUCUUCACCUUCGCUGAGCUCUACCUUCCCCGUCUAGGGUAUGCAAAACGCGCACAUCUAAUGAAUCCAAUGGUUCCCGGGCUCGCUGGUGGCAAAAUGUCGUCCUCUGAUCCGGAUUCGAAGAUCGACUUCCUCGACACGCCCGCCGACGUGAAGCGCAAGAUCAAAAAGGCGUUCUGCGAGGAGGGAAAUAUCGUGGACAACGGUGUCCUGGCGUUCAUCAAAACUGUCAUCAUUCCUAUCAGCCAGCUGCGGCUCGAGCGUGCGCGCGGGGAGACAGGGGCAGACGCAGAUGAGGGUGCGAACGCUGUCGGUUCUCAGACGGCAUUCGCGCUAGAAGGCGCACCCGAAGGCACUGUUUUCUCCGUCUGCCGAAAAGAACAGUACGGCGGACCAUUGCACUACCAGACCUACGAGCAGCUCGAAAGUGAUUUUGCUGAGAAGAAGCUUCAUCCGGGAGACUUGAAAAAUGCGGUGCAAGAUGCGAUCAUUCAGCUACUGGAGCCAAUUCGCAAGACUUUCGAGGAGAGCGAGGAAUGGCAGAAAGAGGAGAAACUGGCUUACCCGACUGAUACAAAACCCGAGAAGAAGAAAAAGAAGGAGAAGGUCUACCAUCCGCCGCCACCAGGUAAGGGAAAGAACUCGAACGUGGAGGCCAGUACGAAUGCAAGUAGCGAUGCUCAAACAGCCACCAAGGCGCCAGAAACAUCAACAUAG
Molecule: messenger RNA, 2526 nt
Organism: Fibroporia radiculosa
Lineage: Eukaryota; Fungi; Basidiomycota; Agaricomycetes; Polyporales; Fibroporiaceae
Exons: 13
Coding region: 1-2526 (841 amino acids)
Biological process (GO): tyrosyl-tRNA aminoacylation
Molecular function (GO): ATP binding; tyrosine-tRNA ligase activity
Source: RefSeq, a predicted model, not a curated record